This is a messenger RNA of Solanum dulcamara, 1504 nucleotides long. RefSeq names its product LRR repeats and ubiquitin-like domain-containing protein At2g30105. The transcript is spliced from 10 exons. The record is from RefSeq and is a predicted model, not a curated record. Gene Ontology annotation, molecular function: protein binding. Lineage: Eukaryota; Viridiplantae; Streptophyta; Magnoliopsida; Solanales; Solanaceae.
UUAAAUUUAUGUAAAUUGAACAAAUGGAUACACAUUUUACUGAUACAUGAAAUUUCUUGUUCAAGAGUUUGAGGAAAAUUUCGUCAACAGGAAUAUAUCUUUGUUUGAAUACAGAGAUCGGCGGCGAGUAAAGAGAAAUGGAGAAAGAGGGAAAAAGCGACGCCGAUAACUGGAGUACAAUCACAGUGAAUGUUAAGUUCAGCGGCCGAUCGAUACCGGUAGAAAUCUCCGACGAGUCCACCGUCAAACACCUCAAGUCUCUCCUUCAACCACUCACAAAUGUCCUCUCUCGCGGCCAAAAACUCAUCUUCAAAGGGAAAGUUUUGGUGGAUGAAAUGACAUUGAAGUCAUCGGAGGUUGGAAAUGGUGGCAAGAUCAUGCUUAUGGCUUCCCAGGGCUUACACCAAGGGGAUGGACCAAUAAGAAAGGAAGCUUCCAACUUGCCCACAGCAAGGAGGAUGCCUGAAGCUAUGAGACCUAAAAGGGACGUUCCUCAAGUUCCUGUUGUGAAGAGCCAACUUGAACGGUGGAAGGCCACUGGGGUUGUUGCAUUAUCAGAAUGCAAUCUCAAGGCCCUGCCUGAUGAAGUGUUGACCUGCGGACCUUCUGCUAGAGUCCUUGAUCUCAGCCACAACGCAAUAAAGCAUCUUCCAGCCACGAUUAAUAGCUUGAGUUCUCUUCAGAAAUUGAUCCUCAAUGGGAAUGAAAUUAUGGAUAAUUCCUUAAGCUGGGAAGAGCUAGCUUCUCUAAAGAGUCUUGUGGUUAUUUCACUGAACCAAAACCACAUAGCAACACUGCCUCCUGAGGUCGGCACUUUGACCAGUCUGAGACAACUUCAUAUUGCACAUAACGAGUUAACAGGUCUCCCAUCUGAGAUAGGUCUGCUGACCAGCCUUGAGGUCCUGAAAGUUAACAACAACAGGAUUCACUCUAUUCCGGAAAGUAUAGGGGGUUGUGCUUCUCUUAUUGAGGUUGAUCUUUCAUCUAAUCUUUUGGUAUAGCUGCCAGAAACAAUUAGCAAACUAAAGGUCUUAAAGGCACUUUAUCUCAGAAACAACGGGCUCAGAUCCCUUCCUAGCAGCAUUUUUAAACAAUGCUGCGAACUCUCUACACUAGAUCUCCAUGGAACUGAUAUAACUAUAGAUGUUAUCAGCCAGAUUGAAGGAUGGGAGAAUUUUGAUGAGAAAAGACGCUCGAAGCAUCAGAAGCAACUGGACUUCAGAGUGAGCAGCUCUGGCAAAUUUGAUGAAGGAGCUGAUAAAAGCUGAUAGGCCAGAUACAAAUUGCUCGGUAAUGCGGUUUUAUAUACACCCUGACAUACAUUUGCAUUGUGAUCCCUAGCAAACUUUACAGAAGAAUCUUUUAGUACCUGUUAAGAUACAUCAAGAAAUUAUAAUGAGCAUACUGCUCCUGUGUACACUCCCUACAGAUUUACCAUUGUCCUGAUGCUUUGUGACAUAAAACUGUUACAUGCAUUGUUGAAUGAAAGUUCCCUUAAGAUGCA